CUUUAGCCCUUGUCUCUCGCUAGACCCCAUCAAGCAUCAAAUAGCCCACCAACCAUUCAGUUUAGAGAAUUGUUUCCACAAAAACUCGUAUAUCUAUCUAUAUAUACUCACAAUGGCAUUCCCAAGCAACACAAGUCACUCACCAAGUAAGAAUUCAAACAUUUCUUUCAAACACAGGCUCUUGCAUUCAUUGUAUUUAUUGUUCUCUUUGCAUUUCAACUCAAAACAAUGGGAUUUCGCUUACCUGGCAUUAGAAGGUCAUCUUUUGGUGUGACCAAAGCAGCUUCCAAGGCUGUGGAAGUCCCAAGAGGCUAUCUAGCAGUGUAUGUUGGAGAGAAACUGAAGCGGUUUGUGAUUCCUAUUUCAUACUUGAAUCACCCUUUAUUUCAAGAAUUAUUGAGCCAAGCUGAGGAAGAAUUCGGAUAUGAUCAUCCAAUGGGUGGUCUUACUAUUCCUUGCAGGGAAGAUGCUUUCUUAGACAUAACUUCUCGUUUGAAUAGGCUAUAAUAAAUCAUGUUGAAGGAAACUGACAUAGAU
Molecule: messenger RNA, 537 nt
Organism: Cajanus cajan (pigeon pea)
Lineage: Eukaryota; Viridiplantae; Streptophyta; Magnoliopsida; Fabales; Fabaceae
Product: auxin-induced protein 15A-like
Biological process (GO): response to auxin
Source: RefSeq, a predicted model, not a curated record